Molecule: messenger RNA, 4395 nt
Organism: Phaeodactylum tricornutum CCAP 1055/1
Lineage: Eukaryota; Bacillariophyta; Bacillariophyceae; Surirellales; Neidiaceae
Exons: 1
Coding region: 153-3743 (1196 amino acids)
Molecular function (GO): protein phosphatase regulator activity; protein phosphatase binding
Source: RefSeq, a predicted model, not a curated record
UCUUCUUUGGUAUUGUGGCUUGGAUCUCGGUGGAUUGCGCUGCUGGGACUUACUCGUUGCUUGCGUUGAAUUGCAUAGUUUUGGGGGUGUUCGGUUGACCAAGUACCUUUGGACACACCUUCGUGCGUUUCGCAUUGCGCCCGUUCAUUACCAUGUCUUUACUAGGUGCUUCCGCCAUGAUGGGCGACAUCUGGUCCACGGGAGCCUUUUCCUUGGAAUCUCCAUUGAAAGACUUGCUCGAUUCUGGCUCCUACACCAUGGAACAGCUACUGGCGGAAGAUGAAUUGUUGCAAGAAUUGCGCGGUGUCCAUCCGAAAUUAAUUUCUUUUUUCUCCACACCCGAAGCGGUGACGAAACUAGUGGAUUACAUUAUGCUAUCUCCGGAUUCUCCCGUUCCCACGGAGGACCUAACAGAGGCGAUUGAAAGUCACUCACAAGAAGCGCAGUUGAACAUUGAGGAUUCUCCAAACGCAUCCCCCGAUCUUGCUUAUGCUGAAGACUGUAACAUUGCAGAGAAUGACCAAACAAAGGAAAAGAAGAGACCAGGAGAAUGGAUGAUGGAGCAUGCCACGGAAUCGUUCGAUGAUGAACCCGAGACUACCGCUGUUGACGACAAGUCCAAACAUCCGGAGCGAGACCCUGAAAUGUUGCAUAUUCGAUUCCCGUUUGUGGCUUGUGAAAUUAUUUGUUGCGAAGUACCCGCCAUUCUCGACACAUUUGUACAUUCAAAUGUGCCAUCCUCAUACACUACCGCCUGGUCGGCGCCAAGCGCUACCACGCCUCUACCACAUCCGGAACAAAUUGUUGAACGAAACGGUGAAGAUGUAGAAAUUGUUGAGCUCAGACCAACACGUAUUCUCGAUCGCCUUUUCGAUGUACUGUUUAAGACACCUCGUGGUGCGCUCGAUGAUUACCGAGCCGGCUAUUUUGAUAAAGUUUUGUCGGUUCUCUUUCGAACUCGACCAGCAGAGAUGACCACAUUCGUGAACGAAGGGGGAUUCCACGGAAAGCUUGAGCUCAUGAAAUCUAUGAUGAAGCACCUCUACGCGCAUUCCGUCAUGCAAAUUGUCCAGCGCUUGUUAUUGCCACAACGACCUAGACCGCAAAUAUCGGAGGACGAAAUCGAUGACGAUGACGAUAUUCAAGAAGGCCUUCUCGUCGAGGGUCUAGAGCAGGUUGGCGAGGAAGACGGAGGUAUUCGAUGCGAUUGGUCACAAACUGGAGAAGCGCUCGAAAUGCUCUUGGCUUGUCUUAUCAACCCACAAAUAGCGGAUCAGAAUGAUACGACUGUGGAUUCCUCUGCUUGCGUGGAACACAGGUUGGAUUUGUCAUUGCACGCCUCGGAGGUUCUCAUUACUGUAAUUCAGAAUUCCAUGCUGUCCUCAGAAACGAUGCUGCGUUUGACUUCGUAUGAGUCGUUGGAGCAACUCUUGCUUGCGGCCACGACCGUUCCGGAAGGUACCUCGUUCAGUCCCCACGAGUCGCUCUUGACCUCAUCUAUGAGUGUGUUGGAGAGUUUGAUUCUGCAGCUGGGAGGUUACGGUGCGGUUGGAACGAUGUCUUUGCUACCGCCUGCCGAAGAAUCCAUUGAAAGCGUUCCUUCAGAUGCUAAGGUAUCCCCGGAAGAUGAGGACUCACUGAUGUCGCCAGAAAGCAAUGGGAUGGUAGGUAGCAAUCAUCUGAUUGCGGACCUGUCGGCUUUCCUCUCGCUUUUACCAAGAUUAUUGAAGGGUAUGUCGAGUCUGCUGCGCCAUCCUGCGGCGAAAGGUUGGACUUCGAUGAUGCAGUAUUCCAUGACAGAACCUCAGCAGCUUCUGGGAACUUCCCGACUGCGCCUCAUUCGUGUGUUGGAAGCCCUUGUAUUAUUGGGAGACCCCGAAGUAGAUGCUCGGCUUACACAAUCGGAUUGUCUGAAAGUUUCUCUUGAUUUGUUUUGGGAAUUCCAGUGGUGUUCUAUGCUUCAUCAGUCCGUCGCCAACAUGUUGGUCCAUGUUUUUGAAGGUCGAAAUGGAAGGGUUGAGAUGCAAGAGUACUUUGUUGUAAACUGCAAUCUUCUCGAGCGACUUAUGGGCUCGUUUGAAACUCAAGUGGCGACUCCCAGGUUAGAAAACGUGGUGUCGAAUAUUUUGGAUGAGAGUAUUACCGUGUCGUCUUCACUAAAUGGUGAAAGGGGAAGCUUGGAUAAACUCCCUGUUUCGGAAGAUGAUAUCGAGGCAGCCUUGGAGCAAGAAGAAGAAGACGCUGCAACAAGGCAGUCGUCGAAUUCUGACAAUAGUCCGAGUAUGGCUUUUGCGAACGAUGAACUGAUUAUGGGAGAGCCACCCAAAAUUGUCGACCAAACUGGGUUGCGCGAAACGUCGACAAUUGGCGGGCACGCCUCGUCGCAAUCUUUUCGCUAUGGCUAUAUGGGCCAUGUUAUCAUUAUUUGCCAAGCACUAGUUCAUGCGUGCUCGAACGAAGUUGAUGAGGAAGAUGCAACGAAUGAGGAUCCCGAUAACGUCAGCAUAACCCAAGAUAGUCUUUUGCUUGCUGAGUUUGUAAACAGUCAUCCAUUAAGCGACAUGUGGGAUGAUUUUAUUACCUCUACCCUGGUGACAGAAACUGCUACCCAGUCAAUGCCUCUAGGUGGAUUUCCUGCAAACGGUAUCGAUCCCCUUCAUUCUCACCGACCUGGAAUGCCCGAUGAUGGAGACGAUGAUGACGGGUCUAGACCGUUACCGCCGCGCGGUAUGCUGGGAGGAGGUGAAGCGAUAGACAUGGAUGACAAUGAUCUUGAUAUUGCUGCAAGUAUGAUGGCUGGAUUAGGGCUUGGUCCGCCAAUACCUACCGAUGAUGGAUCUGGUAGUGAAGGAGACGAUUCUGAUGUAUUCUCUGGUUCUGGUGAUUCCGAAAAAUCGUACAACUCUGGCGAAACAAACAAUGUAGGAGGUGGCUAUGUUUUUGACGAUCCUUUGGGAAAGACGGGUGGUCUUGGCAUUGAACUUGGGAAGCUUACGCAGUACAAUUCAGAAAACGGAUCGAACGAAAUAGUGCCGAGGCCAACAGACGAUGAUGACGACGUCGAUGAGCAGAACGAUUCUUCUGACGAGGAGACGGGAGACAGAACAGAUCGAACCUCUAAGGUACAGAUCAUGGAUUUGUUUGCCGGAAACUUCAACGAAUGCUUUGGCGAACCAACUGUAGAGGCAGUGCCAGAAGCUAACGCUUCUUUCUCGGCAGAUUUUGCAAACUUUGAUGCCGCUUUUGCCGAAGCCGACAUAGAGUCAACUACCGGAGGUACCGUGACCGACGAUGUUUUUGGUGAAUUUUCGAGCGAGCCGGCUUUCGCUGACAGCAAAGACCAUUCCGAGUCGGAAUCAUCUUCUAGAAACUCAGAGAUUGAAGAGAUUUUUGGAAAGGGAGAUCACGUGGCGAUACUUGAAGAAUCGCUUGCUACUGAACUUGUGCCACAAUCAAAGAAGUUGUCAUCACCAGAGCAAGAAACUCAGGUUGAUCGCGAAGAUGGUGAUGACGAUUAUUCUCAUAGGGAUCCAGGCAUAAUUGGUCGUGCGGACCCUGCAAUUGAAAUCGAAAGUCCGGUUAAUGAACUGUCAAUUAGUUUGAGCGGAAACUUCAGAGACGGAGAUGCAUCAAAUGAGCUGGCGCUGGAAAAAAAUCACGAAGCAGAUGCACAAACGCGAGACGAAAUUCAACCUUCUAUUUGCCCGAAGGUCGUUGAGCCAGUCCCUUCUAACGACCAGUAGCAUGAAGGGAUUGCCAGCGCCUUUUUUAUUCCACAAUAUCUGUCAAGUUUCCAUCGUGUUCGUAAGAAGCUGGGGAACUGAAACCGAUGAAUAAUCCGUGAAAAUCUGGUUUGUUGUUUUGGUGUACAUAAGCAUUAUUUAUCAAUGGAAAGGACCUUAGUAUCGUAUCAACUUUUAACCAUAACGCACUACUCUUCAUCAUAAAACGUGGGGAUCUCCGCAUAUGUUGUUUCAAACGUUGAUCCUUGCAAGUUUACACGAUGAUAGACUUCGGCUCCCAAUAUCAGCAUGACUACGGAAACGAGAUUAAGACCGUCGACCGCCGGACCAUAGUUGAACUCGGAGAUCCGCAUAUCGUAACUAUGCAUAGUCAAAACCGCAACUAUAAUGCCUGCGCUGAUACCCCGAUACAUGACCUUGGUUGCUCCGGCGUUGACAAUCUUGUCUACGGCUACACCAACGCAAAUUAUUGAGAUGGCGUGAAAGAUUGCCAAUCCCAAGGUAUGAUCACAUCGAGCAUCUUCGGCGUACUUGGAGAGCUGAUCGUCAUCGCUCAAAAUCCGAAAGAAGCACAGAAGUCCAUCCAGAAAAUUCUCGCUGAAGUCUGUUGAUGGAUACUCUUUCGUCCAGUCUCCCUUGGCACCAAGUCCCA